Molecule: messenger RNA, 840 nt
Organism: Dracunculus medinensis (Guinea worm)
Lineage: Eukaryota; Metazoa; Nematoda; Chromadorea; Rhabditida; Dracunculidae
Source: the annotation of a GenBank genome assembly
AUGAUUUUAACCGUUUUAGGACCUGAUUUUUGGGGUUUAGUCGAUAAACGAUGGCAUAUGUGCUCGAAAGGUAAAAUACAAUCUCCGAUCAAUAUCGAUCCAUCAGCUUUAUUGUAUGAUCCGAAUCUGCGUGAAUUUCACAUCGAUAAAAAAUCUGUGCUCUCCGAAAUCAUUAACAUGGGUCAAAUGCCCCGCAUUCGAAUUGUAAAUUCAGCGCGUUGGCCAAGUGUUAAUAUAUCUGGGGGGCCGUUAACUCCCUAUAAUUAUCGAUUGCGUCGUAUGGAUAUCCAUUUUGGAAGGAAUUCUGAAAAGGGAUCUGAGCAUUCGAUUGACAUGCAAAAAUUUCCGAUGGAAAUACAAAUGAUUGCUUAUAAUAGUGAUCUCCAUCAGAAUUUCACUACUGCAACCACAUCGCCACAUGGUUUAGCAGCUAUUUCAGUCUUUGUCCAGUCUCGAUUACUGCAGAUUGGCGAAGAAACAAAUGAAGAACUAUCGAAAAUGACUGCCGCAACCAAAAGUAUUGAAUUCAGACGUAAACGUGUCUCAAUUCAAGAACUAAGGCCAUGGAACCUUUUACCAAAAAAUCUGGAAUAUGUGACAUAUGAGGGAUCAUUAACAUCUCCUGGUUGCCAUGAAACUGUUACAUGGAUUAUUAUUAAUUAUCCUUUGUAUAUUAAUAAAUCUGACGUUAGUUUUUGCAUGAAUUUUAGUUUGAAUUUUAAAGGUAGCCGUAUUUUAAUCCAAAUAAUUCUCUGGAGAAGUUCUAAUAGUCAGUGCAGCAAAAAAACAAAAAAAAAUGGUGAGUUCUAUGAAAAAAAUAUUUUUUUCUUACACUUAUAA